ACUGAGAGAGAGAGAGAGAAAGGAGGAGGACGCGAUUAAAAAAAAUAAGAGGGGGGAAAGGGAGGGGGGGAGAGACGCGACAAGAGCCUCUCGGUUUUUCACUCCGCAGCGAGGCGGGAGAGGCAGGCGCGCGCGCCUCUCCCUCUCUCUUUCUCUCUCUCUCUCUCUCCCUCUCACCUACUGUCUCCGGUGGACCCCCAGUCCUCCGGGCCGGGCUGGGCCGGGCUGGGCCGGGCCAGGCCGGGCCAUCAUCUCGGGCGCAUGGACGACCACUUCAACCUGAUCGACUCGCCGUCGGCGCGGCGGCGGGGAAGUGACGGAGACAGCCGCGGCUCCGAUGUGGACGGGGGCGCACCGGCCGCGGCUACAGUGACGGUGGCGGUUGGUGAGCUGUUGGAAGAGACGGGCGCGCUGCCGGCGCACGUGUCGCUGGAGCGCUACGAGCCCGAACCGGGCUGCCGCGAGCGCGUGGUCAUCAACAUCUCGGGCCUGCGCUUCGAGACGCAGCUCAAGACGUUUAGUCAGUUCCCGGACACGCUGCUUGGCGACCCGCGCAAAAGGAUGCGCUACUUCGACCCGUUGCGCAACGAGUACUUCUUCGACCGCAACCGACCGAGCUUUGACGCCAUCCUCUACUACUACCAGUCUGGCGGGCGCAUCCGCAGGCCCGUAAACGUGCCCAUAGACGUCUUCUCCGAGGAAAUUCGCUUCUACCAGCUGGGCGAGGAGGCCAUGGAAAAGUUCCGCGAGGACGAGGGUUUCAUCAAAGAGGAGGAGCGCCCGCUGCCCAGCCGUGAGUUCCAGCGACAGGUGUGGCUCCUCUUCGAGUACCCGGAGAGCUCGGGCCCUGCGCGCGGCAUCGCCAUCGUCUCCGUGCUCGUCAUCCUCAUCUCCAUCGUCAUCUUCUGCCUGGAGACGCUGCCCGAGUUCCGCGACGACCGUGAGGCGGCGGCGGCCGCGGCUGCUGCGGCGGCGGCGGUGCCAAUGGGCAACGGCACGGCGCCUUUCGGCCCGGGUUCCUUCACCGACCCGUUCUUCGUGAUCGAGACGCUGUGCAUCGUGUGGUUCUCCUUCGAGCUGCUCGUGCGCUUCUUCGCGUGCCCAAGCAAGGCCACGUUCUCCAAGAACAUCAUGAACAUCAUAGACAUCGUGGCCAUCAUCCCGUACUUCAUCACUCUGGGCACGGAGCUUGCCGAGCGCCAGGGCAACGGACAGCAGGCAAUGUCGCUGGCCAUCCUGCGCGUCAUCCGCCUCGUGCGCGUAUUUCGCAUCUUCAAGCUCUCGCGCCACUCUAAGGGUUUGCAGAUCCUCGGCCAGACGCUCAAGGCCAGCAUGCGCGAGCUGGGCCUCCUUAUCUUCUUUCUUUUCAUCGGGGUCAUACUCUUCUCCAGCGCCGUGUACUUCGCUGAGGCGGACGAUCCGGCCUCGAGCUUCGGCAGCAUCCCGGACGCCUUCUGGUGGGCCGUGGUCACCAUGACCACAGUGGGCUACGGCGACAUGCACCCGGUCACCAUCGGCGGCAAGAUCGUGGGCUCUCUGUGCGCCAUCGCCGGCGUGCUGACCAUCGCGCUGCCUGUGCCCGUCAUUGUAUCCAACUUCAACUACUUCUACCACCGCGAGACGGAUGGCGAGGAACACGCUCAGUGCUUGCACGCGGGCAGCCGCGAGCGCGUGGACUCGGCGCAGGGCGAGCUGCUGGAGCGCGCGCGCAGCGCCUCGUCGCUCGGCAAGCCGGAGUACGUGGCUAUCGAGGAAGCGCUGCACGGCGCCUUCAGGCAGCCCAGCUACCCCAACCAGAACAGCCAGAACUGCGUGAGCGUCAAGAAAAUCUUCACCGACGUGUAGCUGGGGCACAAAAGCGCAGCGCGCGAGCGUGAGUGCGUGCCACUGAGUGAGCUUUAUCUCCACGCACGGAGACACGCGCAAAACCCCCGAAAACAGACCCAGGACGGAAGACUAAAGCUGCUGGUGCGCAGCCCGUUCAGCCUUUGGGAUUCUUUUACCCCGAAGCGCUUUAACAGGGCAGGCGGGGGACUGUGGAAUAAAACGCGGACUAACCAUGUCGUGAUCGUCGCUGUGCGUUUUUGCUCUCAAUGUUUAUCUGUGCUCGUCAUAACGCGUUCAGUGUUCGCGGUGUGUCCCGUUUCGUGGCAAAGCUGAACGGCCCGCUGGAAGGUCUGUUGAUGCGGGCCACGAACUGCUCUCGGAGGUCGUGUGUUAGAAUGUCACCAUGUAUUUUGUUCAGUAUAUACAAGUGCAGAUUCUAUUUUAACACAAUGAAAGUCUGUGGAAAAAACAUUAAGAUGUUAAAAAUAGUCUGAUAUAUAUAUAUAUAUA
This is a messenger RNA of Pygocentrus nattereri (red-bellied piranha), 2337 nucleotides long. It is a transcript of the gene kcna3a, whose product is annotated as potassium voltage-gated channel subfamily A member 3. The transcript has a single exon. NCBI's taxonomy places the organism in Eukaryota, Metazoa, Chordata, Actinopteri, Characiformes, Serrasalmidae. Gene Ontology annotation, biological process: potassium ion transmembrane transport; protein homooligomerization. Gene Ontology annotation, molecular function: delayed rectifier potassium channel activity; protein binding. The record is from RefSeq and is a predicted model, not a curated record. Bases 262 to 1845 code for a protein of 527 amino acids. Gene Ontology annotation, cellular component: voltage-gated potassium channel complex; membrane.